AGAAAUUCAUACAAGCUGCUCGAGAGUGUUUAUUCAGUGUAAAGUUAUUAUUCACGCUAAUUUUAGUAUAUAUUUUUUAAUCUGUUAUAGUGUGAGACUGUGUUAUUUGGCGGUUAAGUUCUAAAAGUCGCUGUUAUGGUGAAGCAAACAUGACACAUGUGUUAAAUAUCGCACAGGAUCAGAUCCACAGACAGGAUGAACAUGAUCACUUUCCUCAUCGCAGGGCUUCUGGUCCAUGUCGUCUUCUUCAUCUCCAUAUUUGACAUCUACUUCACGUCCCCCUUGGUCCAUGGGAUGAGUCCUCAGCGUGUGCCCCUGCCGUCUCCUGCCAGGCGCCUGGUGCUGUUCGUGGCAGACGGUCUGAGGGCAGACAGCAUGUUUAAGCCUGACAUCAACGACACCAUCAGGACGCCUUAUCUAAGGAGUGUAAUUCAGGAGAGCGGUUCAUGGGGAGUGUCUCAUACACGUGUACCUACAGAAUCCCGUCCUGGACAUGUGGCUCUUAUUGCAGGCUUCUAUGAGGAUGUCAGCGCUGUGGCCAAAGGCUGGAAGGAGAAUCCCGUGGAGUUUGACUCUGUGUUUAAUGAAAGCAGGCGCACAUGGUGUUGGGGAAGUCCUGACAUCCUGCCCAUGUUCGCUAAAGGAGCGAGUGGAGAUCAUGUGCACACUCAUACUUAUCCUGCUGCAAUGGAGGACUUCGCUUCGAAGGACGCCUCCAAACUGGAUACCUGGGUCUUUGACCAAGUGAAGGACUUUUUCAGAUCGGCCAAACAGAAUCAAACCCUCAUGUCCCAAUUGCAUGAAGAUAAGCUUGUAUUUUUCCUUCAUCUUCUUGGAAUUGACACUAAUGGACACGCCCACCGGCCCAUGUCAAAGGAGUAUCUGGACAACGUUGGCCUGGUUGACGGCGGAGUGGCCGAGAUCGUUUCUGUGUUCGAGGAGUUCUUUGGGAACGAUAAGAAGACAGCGUAUGUUUUUUCGUCUGAUCACGGCAUGACAAACUGGGGGUCUCAUGGAGCCAGUCAUCCAUCAGAGACCCUCACUCCAUUGGUGGCGUGGGGGGCCGGAGUUCAAAGAGCUCAGAGAACCACGACUUUUCAGAAUUAUGACGAUGAGUACAGCAGAGACUGGGGUCUGGAGACGUACAGGAGGAUUGAUGUCAACCAGGCUGAUAUAGCACCGCUCAUGUCAUCCCUCAUCGGGGUUCCCAUCCCACUCAACUCUGUGGGGGUCCUUCCACUCGAGUACCUCAAUAACAGCCAGCAUUUUAAAGCUGAAAGCAUGUACGCAAAUGCCGUCCAAAUCCUGGAGCAAUUCAAAGUGAAAAUAACACAGAAAAAGAAGACAACUUUGUCAUUUCUCUACACGCCCUACCAAUUCCUGACUGAUUCUAAAAUGACAGAGUUUCUAAGUCACACAAGAUCACUGAUAGAGAAAGGGCACUUCGAUGAAGCUAUUUAUCAGUGUAAGGUUCUGAUCGAUCAGGCCAUGGAGGGAUUGUCCUACUACCACACGUACGACCGCAUUUUCCUGGGCUGCAGCGUGGUAUUAGGGUUCAUUGGAUGGACGUCUUAUGUGGUUUUGGUCAUUCUGAAGACUCAUGCCAGUCUGCGCAAACCGCCUGCAGGAAGAGACACAUCAGCAGGGAGACAUCUGGGUCGGGUGUUUGCCUGUAUGGGCCUUCUGGUGUCUCUUUUUCUGUAUUUUCAGUCCAGCCCUUUCACCUACUACAUCUACUGCCUGCUCCCUGUCCCUGUGUGGUACAGCGUCCUUAAAGAAUUCAGGAUCCUUGUUGAUUUUAUCAGCUCAGUUCCAUCCUUGCCCCUGAGCAAAUGCUUUGGAUAUUUUGUUCUUAUCACAUUGGGGAUAGAGUUACUGGUUGUGAGUUUUUUCCACCGGGCCAUGCUGACCCUGGGACUGAUAGCACUGUCGCUGUGGCCUGUUUCUUCAGGGAUUUAUAAAAAAAACAAGUCCAGGUCAGUGAGCUGGGUAUUGAGCUGCCUGUGCCUGGCAGUGUUUCCUCUGCUGCCCGUUGUAGGCCGAGAACCCAACACCAACUAUGUGUUAUGUGCUGGAGCUCUAACCUUGUUCACGUCGGUCCUCUACAUCUUAUCACACAAACAUGCAGGAAUGCAUACGAGAGAUCGGCGGCUGUUUAUCGGCCAGAUGCUGCAGGUGGCUCUGUGCUCUUACGUGCUUUCCAGCACACACUCUAGUCUGCAACUCAAACACGGCCUGCCACUCUUUAAUCAGCUCAUCAGCUGGAGCACACUAGUGUCGUCAUUUUUUGUGCCUCUGCUGAGUUCAACACGACUCUUCCACAGGCUGCUGAGUAUUCUGAUGUCUCUGGUCUGUGUGUACAUUCUCCUAAGCACUGGGUACGAGGCCCUGUUUCCUCCCGUACUGUCAUGGCUGAUGUUCGUGUGGAUCCAUAUGGAGCAAGAAGCCGUAGAUACACACGGAAUGUCCAACAGGAAUGAGCUCUCACACAUCGAUUUUGCCGAAAAUAUCGACUUAUCCAGAAUCAGGCAGCUGAGUUUAGACGAUAUCAGAAGAUCAUACUUCUUUGUAUUCUUUAUAAUCAUUGCUUUCUUUGGUACAGGAAACAUUGCCUCCAUCAACAGUUUUGACCCGGCUUCUAUCUACUGCUUUUUAACCGUCUUUAAUCCUUUCAUCAUGGGUGGACUUUUAAUGUGGAAGGUCCUGAUUCCAUUCAUAAUUGUGAUGUGCACGUUUGAAAGUGUUCAAGUGUCAACACGGCUUUCAUCACGAAGCCUUUUCCUCAUCGUGCUGGUCAUCUCUGAUUUAAUGGCGCUGCAAUUUUUCUUUUUGGUAAAAGACUAUGGAAGCUGGCUUGAUAUCGGCACAAGCAUUAGUCAUUAUGUUAUUGUCAUGUCCAUGACCAUCUUCCUGAUGCUGCUGAGUGUAAUGACACACAUCCUGACCUCAAACAAACUCCAGCUUGGACAAAAAGUGAAGGUGCACUUUAAGUGAUCUACAUUAGAAUAAGAAAAACAUUACAUUGUAAGUACAAGCUUCUCAUAAGGAUGAAAAAAAAAAACAUUUCUGGUAAAUACUGUACACUGUUAGAGUUAGGGGGAAAUAAACCGUAUAAAGUAUGCGUGUGCAGCUAUGCAAACGCUUACCCACUUGCUGGAAAUAGAAACAGGAAAACAAGCAUGUUUUAAUUUUUUUUUUUUUUUACAUUUUUAUUCAAGAAGCACCCGAACUAAAAAAACAAAUAAUGUGUUAAUGAGAUUGUGUGUACUUCAUAACUUUAAAAACAGGUGCUUACAAAACUAGACUGGUUGAUUUUGUUUGUAAAUUUAUUUAUUUUGUAACAUUUCUGUCACAUUAAGAUGUUUAUUUUUUUGUGCUGAUUGUGGACGGUUUACAUUGCUUGAUAUGAGUUGUACUGGUACAGAGGAUUCUCCAAUCUUAGCCAAUGAUUCUUCUAUAAAGAUAAGUAAAUGUAUAAAUAUAAUAAAAUUGUAAAGUUGGCGCUCUGUACAUCGAAGAUAUUUGUGAAAAGAUUAUUUCGGAGGACGUACUGUAAGAUGAGUAAUAGAACACCUUAAAAUAGUUUUUGGAAGUUUGUCUGUUUGUAUGUUCGUUUGUUCAAAAAAUUAACAUGGAAAGAGAAGAUAUGCUACUUUGAAAUUUUAAAUCAUAAAUACCCUUAUUAUAAAAAAAGCACUGAAAAAAUUAUUAAUUAAUCUCAAAAUUCAACAGAUGGCGCUGUACAUUUUUUAAUACACGCUUAUGAGUGUGCAAUUGGAAUCUACUUAAUGAACACGUUUUCGCACCUUUUACACGUUUAACAUGUAAAAGUUUUAGUUCAUUACAAAAUUCAUUUUUAAAAAUUAAACACGCUUAUGAGUGUGCAAUUAAAUUCCACGGGAACAAAGUUGCAGGCACAUCUGGUCAUAAAAUUUAUAUUUAAAUGGAGUAGCGCGGGAUGACUUAAAGUGAAACUUAAACAUUAACUGGAAUUUUUUAAAAACUUUGAUUAUUAAAUCAGUGUUGUUUUGAAGAAUUGAUGAUAUAUUUUACUUGAAUGGCUUUUAUG
Molecule: messenger RNA, 4069 nt
Organism: Clarias gariepinus (North African catfish)
Lineage: Eukaryota; Metazoa; Chordata; Actinopteri; Siluriformes; Clariidae
Gene: pign
Product: phosphatidylinositol glycan anchor biosynthesis, class N
Exons: 29
Coding region: 196-2994 (932 amino acids)
Biological process (GO): GPI anchor biosynthetic process
Cellular component (GO): endoplasmic reticulum membrane
Molecular function (GO): mannose-ethanolamine phosphotransferase activity
Source: RefSeq, a predicted model, not a curated record